Molecule: messenger RNA, 932 nt
Organism: Hibiscus syriacus
Lineage: Eukaryota; Viridiplantae; Streptophyta; Magnoliopsida; Malvales; Malvaceae
Product: cytochrome P450 CYP82H23-like
Exons: 2
Coding region: 137-862 (241 amino acids)
Biological process (GO): defense response to other organism
Molecular function (GO): heme binding; iron ion binding; monooxygenase activity
Source: RefSeq, a predicted model, not a curated record
CACACCAUGGAAUUCUCUAUACAAUUUCACCAACAACUCCUUUUUGCACUUCUUUUCACUACUACUAUCACCAUAUUUGUGGCCACCAUCCUUGUUAAAGGCAACUAGAAACAGCAGAGGAGACCACCAGAGCCAGAUGGGGCGUUAUCGUUCCUCGGUCAUCUUCACCUUCUCGGAAAAAAACCAGAUGCUACAUAGAACAUUUGCAGACAUGGCUGACAACGGACCGACGUUCUCGAUCCGUCUCGGGAUUGAUCGAGCACUUGUGGUGAGUAACUGGGAAGUUGCAAAAGAAUGUUUCACAAACAAUGAUAAGGUCUUCCUAAAGCAUAGGGGGUAUGACCAUAACAUGUUAGGCUUUGCUCCUUACGGACCGUAUUGGCGCGGUAUAAGGAAGCUAGCUACGGUUGAGCUCCUCUCGAAUCGACGGCUCGAGGUACUCAAGCAUGUUCCCGACACCGAAAUCAAUAGCUUUAUAAGGGAAUUAUAUGAGCGUUCGGCGAAAAACGGAGGUGUUGCGGUAGUGGAAAUGAAGGAAAGAAUUGGUGACUUAGCAACCAACAUAAUAGUGAGGAUGGUUGCUAGGAAAAGAUACUAUGGUACAGAAGGAAGCUGUAACGAGGAAUCAAGGCGAUGCCAAAAGGCCUUGUGUGAUUUCUUCUAUCUGGCAGGGUUGUUCUUGUUUUCCGAUACGGUGCCUUUUCUCGGUUGGCUCGACGUAGUUACCGGAAACAUAGGAAAAAUAAAGAAGACAGCAAAGGAGCUGGAUAUUGUACUCGGGAGCUGGCUAAACGAGCAUCGCGAACGGAGGCGUCAAAGGGGACCAAGAUUUCAUCGAUGUCAUGUUGUCUGUCAUGGAUGAAAGCAAUGUUCCAUCUCAAGAGGCUGAUGUUACCAUUAAAUCAACUUGCCUGAGUCUUGUCUUGGGUGGC